AUGGUUGUGAGCGCGGCAUUUGCAUUCCGGGUUGGAGGAUUCAGAAAAUUUUAUGCUGAUAUUACGACAGCUAGUCCGGAAUGCGCUCGCUAUUUGCAUAAGAUUGGUAUUGCUCAUUGGGCCCGAGCACACUUUCCCGAGGAGCGAUAUAAUUUGAUGACUAGUAACGCGGCAGAGCAGCUGAACAAGGCUCUCCGCGGUGGUCGGAAAUCUCCAAUUAUGGAACUACUCAAAUUCGUCCAGGACAUGAUGACCAGGUGGUUUAACGCUAGGAGGAACAAAUCGCUAAGAAACAGGGGGUCAUGUACGCCUGAAGUGGAUAAGGUGUUAACAGCAAAUUUGGCUGCUUGCAAGGGGAGUCGAAUCAAUUCGAUAUCCAGCUGGAGCGCUCAGAUAGUUGGUCCGUUUGGUGAAAAACAUCAAGUCAUGUUAAAAGAGAAGAGAUGCUCCUGUCGUGUUUUUGACAAGCUGAAGAUUCCAUGUGGACACGCAAUGAUGGCCGCAGAUAGACUUGGUAUUUCAUACUCGUCCUUGCUAGUGAACACCCUAAAACCGUCAAUCUGGGUGGACACAUACGAGGAGCUUAUAACCCCGCCGGAAGAUGCAGUAGAUUACGACAUGCCCCCAACCGUUGGUGAAAAAAAUGUAAUGCCGCCUAACACAAAGAGGCCGCCGGGAAGGCCUAAAGAAAUUAGAAUCCCAUCCACAGGUUGCAAGGGCCAAAAAGGAAGUGCCGAACAAGUGCUCACGAUGCUUGGGUGCCGGACACAACAGGACCAGCUGCAAAAACCCGAUUAA
Microthlaspi erraticum is the source of this 798-nucleotide messenger RNA. The record is from the annotation of a GenBank genome assembly. Lineage: Eukaryota; Viridiplantae; Streptophyta; Magnoliopsida; Brassicales; Brassicaceae.